AUGGCUAGUGUAUACAGUCUGGUGAAGGCUAUUGCCGUUACGCAGGGUUAUCACUCGAUCCUGUUCCUGUUUGGUCACCGAACCAUGGACCAAUUUCAGGAAUCACCUGAGCAUGCAGCACGUCGCACCGCUGUCCGCAAUAUCUGGAAGAGCGUCCUAGGUCUAAACCAUGUUACCUUCCAGCCCAUGGAGAACAACAUCCCUGACCCAGACCCCGAGUUGCUGGAAAUAGAGUUCCCACCGUAUGACCCGCAAGAUGAUUUCCCCGAGGAGACAGUAUACUGGGCGGAAGGCGUUUCAAGAUACGUCGAAGAAUAUAUUCAUGGUAUCAUUGUUAUCGGGCUCACUGACGAUCGUGAUUUGCCGUCAGAUCCUAGUAGCGAGGAGCUCUGGAACGUGGUUGGUGCUGAUAUCCGCUGGUUCAGCACAGCGAUCAGUCAUAUCCCCAAUCAGCCUUCUUUCAAGUGCAUGAUGGCGAGCAACAUUGACGGGGACGGCAGGCCCACGCGCUGGGAACUGGAAUGUAUCUGUAAAAGCAUGGAGAAGCUUCUCAACCGUCGAGUUCAUGCUAAGCACUUGGUUACUCCGGUUAUGAUCCUGUCUUACAUGGGGCCGAGGCAAGUUCGUAUUCUCCUCGCCCACUUUGAUGGGACUGAUUUGGUCAUCCGGAAGAGCCAGUUCUACGACCUAUGGACUGAAAAUGUGGAGGCACUGAGAUUGCUUGUACGGCGGUGGUGUGCGUCUGAAUCUGGGGAUACAUUUCAUCGACCCUCUUUGGGACAUGACAGGGCACAUGGUUGGCAUUGA
Aspergillus ibericus CBS 121593 is the source of this 807-nucleotide messenger RNA. RefSeq lists its product as uncharacterized. The record is from RefSeq and is a predicted model, not a curated record. Lineage: Eukaryota; Fungi; Ascomycota; Eurotiomycetes; Eurotiales; Aspergillaceae. The transcript is spliced from 5 exons. Bases 1 to 807 code for a protein of 268 amino acids.